AUAUAGUUAUAUACUAUAACUGUAUAAAUAUUAUUGAAUUGAAAUCAUGUGACUUUCGACCUGGACAGGAAGUCACACGAUUUCAGUUAAAAAAUUUCCACUGAACAUAGUUACAUAGAUGACCGGCAUGAGUUUGUUGUUACCAGGAAAAGUAUGAUGUGCAAGACACUACAAUUUCUUUUUUAACUUUUUCCGCCCUGUGGGCACUAAGAAAGCCUCUUUCUGCAAGUCCAUUAUGGAUUCGGACAGGACCACAAUGGGAAGGCCUAGUGGUGAGGGACAGGAGAUAUCCGAACGGACCCAACUCCAAAAAAUUCCUGACUCGACCGGAUUAGUUUCCGGGUCUCACAGAGCGGAAGGUUACCUUUGACCGCUCGGCCAUUAGGCUUCGAUACUAAUUUCAGGUUCAUGGAAGAAGGAAGAACAGAAUUGACAUCUUUAGAUAAUGCAAAAGAACUGUAUUAUUUCAGUAAUAGUUAUAAAAUAUAUUCUUUGAGAAAUUUUUGUAAUGAAUACAUCUUAUCGGUCAUUAAUAACCAAAAUAUAUUCGAUAUUUACGAGUUUGCAUACAACGUUACCGAUAACUCUAUUAGAUACAAAUGUUUGAAAUGGUUCGACGAGGAAUGUAUGGAAGUGUUUAAAAAAUCAAAUUGUAGUAACUGUAAUGAACGUACAAUAAGCACUCUCGUAUCUCGUCCCAUAUAUAAAUGGAUGAAUGAAGCAGACGUGUUCCAUACUGUUUAUUACUGGGCAGAGACGAAAGUAAAUAAAUCAACCAAUCUGCGAACAAUUAUGGAACCAUAUCUACCGAAAAUCAGAUUUCUAGCAAUACGACCGGAAUGUUUUCAUCGAUAUGUUUUGCCAUUUCUGAAAAAUGUAUUAACAGACGAAGAAAUUCAACUAAUAAGAGAAUCAUUGUCAUCCACGUGUACAUCAAAUCUCCCUGCUUUUAUUUGCAGAAGUAGAGAAGAGAGAAAAAUUACAUAUUACGAAAACUUGUUUUACUAUAUGAAUCGAAGUUCUAUGAAAACUGAUAAAGAUAUUCUUGUUACUAGUAAAACCCGAUUUAUAUGUGAAAUAUUUCCAAAGCACAAUUGCUUUCUUACCGACAUUCUUCUUCCCAUAAGGCAUUCCAGAGAAGAAAAUAUUUCUGGUUUCUUAAAACUUAUUGUUAAAAAUACUCAAAAAUCAUUUCCUGAAACAUUUUUCUGUGAUGGCGAGGGACAAGCAAAAUGCUCAUCACCUAUAUAUUUAACUAAAUAUACGUCUUAUCAUUUUAAAGCUCGGAUUGAUAAGUAUAUUUUUUCACAAACUGAUAUACGAGUAAAGAAGGACAGCUAUUAUUAUUCUCCAGAACACUAUAAAAGAAAAAAUGACAAAAAUAUAAAUAAAAAGAACAAUCAAACUUUUUAUUUUGAAGCAAUUCUUUACUUUUAAUACAGGAAAUAUAUAAUAAAAUAUAUUAUUCGUAAAUCGUUAUCUUCUUCUUUGAUAUUUUACUCUUUCUGUCCUGGACCUUUUUAAUUAAUCAUAUCUAUGAAAGGUGGAAAAUCUAGUUCUGUUUCUGGCUGGAACUGUCGGAACUGUUCCUCAGAGCUGCUUAUUCUGUUGGACUGGACAGUUACGUUCUCAAACCGUUACGUUCUUUCGACAGUUACGUUCACUUACUUCUAGUAUAGG
This is a messenger RNA of Centruroides sculpturatus (bark scorpion), 1680 nucleotides long. RefSeq lists its product as uncharacterized. Lineage: Eukaryota; Metazoa; Arthropoda; Arachnida; Scorpiones; Buthidae. Gene Ontology annotation, cellular component: P-body; cytosol. The record is from RefSeq and is a predicted model, not a curated record. Bases 409 to 1437 code for a protein of 342 amino acids. The transcript is spliced from 2 exons. Gene Ontology annotation, biological process: neurogenesis.